Molecule: messenger RNA, 1143 nt
Organism: Malassezia vespertilionis
Lineage: Eukaryota; Fungi; Basidiomycota; Malasseziomycetes; Malasseziales; Malasseziaceae
Exons: 1
Coding region: 1-1143 (380 amino acids)
Source: RefSeq, a predicted model, not a curated record
AUGGCAGCGGGUACGGAAAGUUUUAAUCAGUUUGUUCAGCGCAUACGGCCCAUCUUCUUUGUGUCUUAUUUAAAGAUGCUACCGUUUGCCGGUCGCUCCCGUGAGCCAUCGGUGUCAGAGGCUUCUAAUGAGCCAGUUCCGAGUAACCGCUCGAGAAAAAGUUUCCCGAACAUAUUUGGAUCGAAUGCCGGCACGCCGAGCGCACCGUCGCCCAAAAGCGGCAAUGGUUCCGAAUCGCAGUCGCCUGCAGGCACGACCGCAGCCCAGGAAUUGAACGAUUUUACCCCGCCACCCGGUCAUCACGGGAAUUUGACCGAGAGCCAAGAAUCAGCGCUGGAGGAGCUGAAAGCGGCGCUUUUGGAAGACAAACUUAUCACCUCGGAUCCUGAACCCAAGUACCAAGAGACACAGCUCCUUCGCUUCCUGCGUGCCCGGAGCUUCAAUGUACAGCUGUCGCGCGAAAUGUACACGCGUGCGCGUGAGUGGAAACAGUCGAUAAACCUUGCGGACCUGUGCGACAAGUUUGAAUUUACGGAGCGUGCACAAAUUGCAGAGUAUGGAUGGCGCAUGUACUUUCACAAAACGGACAAGGUGGGCCGUCCCAUAUUUAUUCAGGACAUGUCCAAACUCAACUCCGACAAGGUAUUUAAAACCACUACCCCCGAGCGCAUUAUCCAAAAUUUUGCCGUGACGCUCGAAAAAGCUGUUCAAGUCCGCUACGAUGCCUGCACUCAAAAAGAAGGACACUUGGUGGACGACAACUUUAUGGUUUUAAAUGUCGCAGGUCUGGGCUUCAGUACAUUUUGGUCAAUGCGACAGCAGCUACAGCACCUUUUGAGCGUCCUGGAUGACAAUUUUCCAGAGUUGUCUGGUCGUGUGCAGAUUAUCAAUGCGCCCUACCUCUUCACCACGGUCUGGGCCUAUGUCAAAAACUGGAUCCCGACCCACACUGCAGAGAAAAUCGACAUCUGCGGAACCGAUUAUAUCAAUGUCAUUUCUGAGUUCAUCGAUAUGGAAAAUUGGCCAGAGUACCUGGGUGGGAAAUGCAAAUGCGCUGGUGGAUCAUGCCAGACGAGAGAUGAAGGGCCUUGGGAAGACGCUUUGAAAGACUUUGACUGCCAAAAGACAGAGACUAUCUCGUAA